UAUAUAAACUCUCAUUUCUCUCCCAUUUUUCCUUUCAUUGGAAAAUAGUCCUCUCUUUUCUCUCUCUCUCUCUCUGUCUCUCGCGUCGGUCGUUUCUUUUCUUUUCAUUUCUUUAGGAGGGUGGUCAAUAUGGGGUCUUCGAUUUUGCCAGAUCUCGGAGCUGAGAUCUUGAUCCCCGUUUGCGCCGUUAUUGGAAUUGCCUUUUCUCUUGUACAAUGGCUUCUUGUUUCCAAGGUGAAGCUCUCCCCGGGUCGAGACUCGGGUUCCCCCGGUAACAACGGUGCGGGUGGGAAAAACGGGUAUUCCGAUUACCUCAUUGAAGAAGAAGAAGGUCUUAAUGACCAUAAUGUUGUUAUUAAAUGUGCUGAAAUUCAGACCGCCAUAUCUGAAGGAGCAACCUCAUUUCUUUUCACCGAGUACCAGUAUGUUGGCAUUUUCAUGGUUGCUUUUGCAAUCUUGAUUUUCCUUUUCCUUGGCUCGGUAGAGGGUUUCAGCACAAAGAGCCAGCCUUGCACUUAUGACAAAUCUAAGAUGUGCAAACCUGCUCUUGCCACUGCUAUAUUCAGCACAGUAUCUUUCUUGCUCGGUGCUGUCACUUCAGUAGUUUCUGGCUUUCUUGGGAUGAAAAUUGCUACCUAUGCUAAUGCUCGAACCACCCUGGAGGCAAGAAAGGGAGUUGGGAAGGCAUUUAUUACUGCAUUCAGAUCUGGUGCUGUCAUGGGCUUUCUUCUUGCUGCAAAUGGUCUUUUGGUGCUUUACAUUGCCAUCAACUUAUUCAAGCUCUACUAUGGUGAUGAUUGGGGUGGUCUUUUUGAGGCAAUCACUGGUUAUGGACUUGGAGGUUCAUCCAUGGCGCUUUUUGGAAGAGUUGGUGGAGGCAUCUAUACGAAAGCUGCUGAUGUGGGUGCUGAUCUUGUAGGCAAGGUGGAAAGGAACAUUCCUGAGGAUGACCCUAGAAACCCAGCUGUGAUUGCUGACAAUGUUGGGGAUAAUGUUGGUGAUAUCGCUGGGAUGGGAUCUGAUCUUUUUGGGUCCUAUGCUGAAUCAUCUUGUGCUGCACUUGUUGUCGCUUCCAUCUCUUCUUUUGGCAUCAAUCAUGAAUUGACUCCGAUGUUAUAUCCUCUCAUUAUAAGUUCCGUUGGUAUCAUUGUUUGUUUAAUCACCACCUUAUUUGCUACUGAUUUCUUUGAGAUCAAGGCUGUUAAGGAAAUUGAGCCAUCAUUAAAGAGGCAGCUUAUCAUCUCCACUGUUCUCAUGACUAUCGGAAUUGGGAUUGUUAGUUGGGUAGCUCUUCCAUCUUCCUUUACCAUUUUCAAUUUUGGAGAUCAGAAAGCUGUGAAGAAUUGGCAGCUAUUCUUAUGUGUUGCUGUUGGUCUUUGGGCUGGCCUAAUUAUCGGUUUUGUAACCGAGUACUACACUAGCAAUGCAUACAGCCCUGUACAAGACGUUGCUGAUUCCUGCAGGACUGGAGCAGCGACUAAUGUUAUUUUCGGCCUUGCUUUGGGUUACAAGUCUUGCAUUAUUCCUAUUUUUGCCAUUGCAAUCAGUAUUUUUGUUAGUUUCAGCUUUGCAGCUAUGUAUGGCAUUGCUGUUGCUGCCCUUGGAAUGCUGAGCACCAUAGCUACUGGAUUGGCUAUUGAUGCUUAUGGUCCCAUCAGUGAUAAUGCUGGAGGCAUUGCUGAGAUGGCUGGCAUGAGCCACAGAAUUCGAGAGAGAACUGAUGCUCUUGAUGCUGCAGGAAACACCACUGCUGCUAUUGGAAAGGGUUUCGCCAUUGGUUCAGCAGCCCUUGUGUCCCUUGCCCUCUUUGGUGCCUUUGUGAGCCGUGCUGCUAUUUCAACAGUUGAUGUAUUGACCCCUAAAGUUUUUAUUGGGUUGCUUGUUGGGGCAAUGCUUCCUUACUGGUUCUCUGCUAUGACCAUGAAGAGUGUGGGAAGUGCUGCUUUGAAGAUGGUUGAGGAAGUGCGUCGGCAAUUUAACACGAUCCCAGGUCUCAUGGAGGGCACUGCUAAGCCAGACUAUGCUACCUGUGUUAAGAUCUCUACUGAUGCUUCCAUCAAAGAAAUGAUCCCACCUGGUGCGCUAGUUAUGCUCACACCCCUUAUUGUUGGGAUCUUUUUUGGUGUUGAAACUCUCUCUGGUGUCCUCGCUGGAUCCCUCGUCUCUGGCGUCCAGAUUGCUAUCUCCGCAUCGAACACAGGGGGUGCUUGGGAUAAUGCUAAGAAGUAUAUCGAGGCCGGUGCUUCAGAACAUGCAAGAACUCUUGGUCCCAAAGGAUCAGAACCACAUAAGGCAGCUGUUAUCGGUGACACCAUUGGGGACCCUUUAAAGGAUACAUCCGGACCAUCACUGAACAUCCUCAUCAAGCUAAUGGCUGUUGAAUCACUUGUCUUUGCACCCUUCUUCGCCACACACGGUGGACUGCUUUUCAAGAUAUUGGUUGACAAUGAAAUCAAUGAUGAUGAUGACUAUGAUAAUGGUCAAUCUAGAAAAGAGUUAAGAACUCUUUUGAGAAACAAUGGUGCUGCAGCCGCUCCCUCUUUCUCUAGGGCCGCUAAAACAGUACCCCUUGAAAUCUUAAGUUCAUUGCUGAUUUUGGACACACCCAUAGUCGAAAGGGUCUCAGGGUCAGCCCUCUUUCGCCGGUUGCUGCCGAUUGCCAAUUUUAGGUGCAUAAGCAGAGAUUUCCUUUCUGCUAAACAAGUCAUGAUUACUCAUCAUUGUCUCCAUCCGUCCCUUUCCAAGCCCUCUCUUUCUUUUCUUUCCUCUUCCUCUCCACCUUUCCUCCAACACCUCUCUUUCCUUCCAAAAUCACCUUCAAUAACAAAACCCGUACUUGUCCAUUCCGUUAAACCACUCCAUGUCAAAUGCUCCUCCACCAAUUCCACAUCCCAAUCCCACCCAGACCAUGCACCACCCAUUUCCACCCUCAAGAUUGCCAUCAUUGGCUUCGGUAACUACGGCCAGUUCCUUGCUAAAACUCUUGUUUCUCAAGGCCACAUAGUUUUAGCCCACUCGAGAUCCGAUUAUUCCCACGUAGCCAAAAAACUGGGAGUUCCCUUCUUCUUAAACCCCCACGACUUAUGUGAGCAACACCCAGAAAUUAUACUCCUUUCUACUUCAGUUAUCUCAACCGAACAAGUUUUGAGAAGUCUUCCUUUACAAAGACUUAAACGCUCCACGUUGUUUGUCGAUGUUUUAUCCGUCAAAGAGUUCGCCAGGAAUCUACUCCUCGAUUCCUUGCCUCCUGAUUUCGAUAUCAUUUGUUCGCAUCCCAUGUUCGGACCACAAAGCGCCAAGCAAAGCUGGAAAGACCUCUUCUUUGUUUACGAAAAGGUUAGAAUCGGAAACGAAUCCUCCAGGGUUCAAAGAUGUGAACAAUUCCUUGGAAUUUUUCAGAGUGAAGGGUGUAAAAUGGUGGAAAUGAGCUGCCAGGAGCACGACAAGCUUGCGGCGGGGUCACAGUUUAUGACACACACGGUUGGAAGAGUGUUAGACAUGUUGGGGUUGGAGUCAACGCCGAUUAAUACAAAGGGUUAUGAGACUUUGUUGGAUUUGGUUGAGAAUACUUGUAGGGAUAGCUUUGAUUUGUAUUACGGGUUGUUUCUGUAUAAUAAGAGUGCUUUGGAGAUGGUGGAGAGGUUAGAUUUGGCCUUUGAUGCUUUAAGGAAUGAACUUUUUGGUAGGCUGCAUCACGUUGUGAGGAAACAGUUGUUUGAGAAUGGAGAGAAGGUAAAGAGUGUGCAUGAUAGUAGUUACCAAAAUGGUGCUGCAUCGGCUUUCAGCUCAAAUGCUUUGAGAUAUCAAGAUGUUACUAUACCUUAUGAAUUUAAAGGAAAGAUAUCGGGAAGUGUUGAUGACAAUUCAAAGCUCAAGGUGGCGAUUGUUGGAUUUGGAAACUUUGGCCAGUUCCUUGCAAAGACUCUGGCUCGUCAGGGCCACUCUGUUUUAGCCUAUUCUCGAACUGAUUAUCGAGAUGCAGCUCAGAAAUUGGGGGUUUCUUUCUUCUCUGAUGCUAAUGACCUCUGUGAAGAGCAUCCUGAAGUUAUUCUCUUGUGUACCUCGAUUCUUUCGACUGAAAAAGUUCUCAAGUCAAUGCCUUUUCAGAGAUUGAAGAGAAGUACUCUGUUUGUUGAUGUACUAUCAGUGAAGGAGUUUCCAAGGAAUUUGUUUCUUCAACAUUUACCGCCAGAGUUUGAUAUUCUAUGCACACAUCCCAUGUUUGGACCUGAAAGUGGUAAAAAUGGAUGGAACGAGCUUCCUUUUGUUUUUGAUAAGGUGAGGAUUGGAAAUGAUGAAAGACGGGUAGCUCGAUGUAAUAGUUUCCUUGAUAUUUUUGCAAGAGAAGGAUGCCGAAUGGUGGAGAUGACAUGUGCAGAACAUGAUUGGCAUGCGGCAGGUUCUCAAUUUAUUACCCAUACGAUGGGCAGGGUUUUGGAGAAGUUGCAGUUGGAGUCUACACCAAUUAACACAAAAGGUUACGAGACUCUGUUGAAGUUGGUGGAGAAUACAGCAGGCGACAGCUUUGAGCUUUAUUAUGGGCUUUUCAUGUACAAUGUAAAUGCUAUGGAACAGCUUGAGAGAAUGGAUUUUGCGUUUGAGUCAUUGAAGAAGCAGCUCUUUGGUAGAUUGCAUGGUGUUCUUCGGAAGGAACUGUUUGGAGAUUCAGAGAAGCUUGAGGUAUUGCAGGAGAAAUCAGUUAGGAAAAAUGGUGCAGCACUUUCAUCUUCUCCGGAGAGUGUUAAAAUCAGCUAGCUCUAUGUUUUUGUUUUUAUCCGAUUUCACUUGAUGUUAUUUCUACAUUAUGGUGAUCGGGUCUCUUACUGCUCACUGGAAUCAGCAGGUGAAGGACUUGUUAAUGGUGUACGAACCCCAUGCACGUCAUCGUUGCUGCAAAAGUGAAGUUUCUUUUUAUUUAUUUAUAGAUUUAUUUCUAGUGUACUUCGGGAAGCAAAUGAUGCCUACAAGAGGGUCUGUUUCUGAAUAAUAAGGAAAUUGUAGUUGUAGACUAUAAAAUAAAUAUGAGCACUGAGAUACAGAACAUUAGGACAGGAAGAAUUGUCAGAAGUUGGCAUUGGUGAUAAAUCAUAAUAAUGAAAGAAAUAUAGGUGAUUUGAUUUCAAGUGACGUAGGGCCCCAGGAAUAUGAUGCUUCAAUCAAAAUUUUGUCUUGACUGUAGUUGUUUACCAGAUCCUGAGUUAUCCCUUUGUAGGAGGUAGCAGUUUGUUUUUAUUUUCUAUUAUUCUUUGUAAAGGAGGUGGCCAUUGUUGUAUCACUUAUAUUUCUGUAGCAUUGCCACUCCAUUUUGUUGAGUGUAGGAGCUGUGCCAGAUAAUAUUCCACAUUUCAUUGUGGUGAUUAUUAUAUAUAAGAGAGAAUCCACUGAUGCUACUGAGUUAUUGCUA
Messenger RNA from Gossypium arboreum, 5404 nucleotides. RefSeq lists its product as uncharacterized. Gene Ontology annotation, biological process: proton transmembrane transport; L-tyrosine biosynthetic process. Gene Ontology annotation, molecular function: NAD+ binding; diphosphate hydrolysis-driven proton transmembrane transporter activity; prephenate dehydrogenase (NADP+) activity. Gene Ontology annotation, cellular component: membrane. NCBI's taxonomy places the organism in Eukaryota, Viridiplantae, Streptophyta, Magnoliopsida, Malvales, Malvaceae. The transcript is spliced from 12 exons. The coding region runs from base 130 to 4755 and encodes 1541 amino acids. The record is from RefSeq and is a predicted model, not a curated record.